This is a messenger RNA of Rubroshorea leprosula, 925 nucleotides long. The record is from the annotation of a GenBank genome assembly. Lineage: Eukaryota; Viridiplantae; Streptophyta; Magnoliopsida; Malvales; Dipterocarpaceae.
CCAUGGAGAGUCAAAGGUGAAAAAACGCUAGGAAAAGGUCUAAAUCUCUCGGAGGUCGGAGCCCCGCCGGAAACCACCAUUACUUCAGUUUGAAGACGAGGGACUUCAAUCGGAACGGCAAAGCUAGAAAUUUGUGAGGAUGGGUAUUUGAAUUAUGGGUUUUGUCGGAUUUUGAUAGGAGUCAUGGAAGGGCAGCUCCCAAAUACAAAGAAAUGGGUAGUGUUUUACCCUGUUUAUAUAAAUUCGAAGAAAACUGUAGCUGAAGGGAGGCGGAUUAGCUUGAGCAAAGCAUGUGAGAAUCCUACUUGUGUUGAGAUUGGUGAUUGCUGUAACCAUCUCAAACUCCCAUCUGUUAUUGAGAUUGAUAAGGCAUAUCCUCGUGACUUCAUGCAAAGAGGGAGAGUGAGGGUAUCGCUGAGAGGGGAAGAUGGGACCUUAUACAAUCCAACCAUUUCUUCUAGAAAGCAGCUUAUGCUCCAUGUUGCAGAACUUGUACCUAGACAUCCUGGAAGAAACAAGAAACAGGAAGUUCCAUCAACAUCAGCAGCUGGUGCUGGACCUUCUAACAAGUCUGGGAAGAGUGGAAGAAAAAAGAGAUAAUUCCAGCAUUCAAAAUUAUCAACAACUUAAAUCUUUUUGUUAGCAAAAUUAUCAACAACUUAAAUCAUUUUGUCGACCAAUAUAGACUUCCUUAAAAAAUUCUCUUCUAUUCUCCAUUGUAGCUUUAUUUUUGGGUUUUGUCUGUUCCCUUAGAACAAAGAACAAAUACCAAUUACAGUGUUUUCAAGUUUCAGAUUGUUUGGUUAGACCGUUAGAACACAAUUGUCAUGGUUCCUAUUUAAACUCUGUUUCCACUUGCAACCGUUUCUAUUUUAUAGUCUAAAUUGUAUGAUAACUUUUAUAUAAAUAAAUAAAAUCUCUUAGU